GCCCACGUAAACUUGAACCGGUUUAAGCCCCGACGGCCCAGCAAGUCAAGCUCAACUUAUGGAGAUUGGAGGCAUAUCAAGUACAGCCCUAUAGGGCGGAGCACCCACGUCAUAGGAUCAUCUCGACGUCAACGAAGCGCGACGCAGCGCGACGCAGCGUGUCUGUCUGCACUAGAAAUAAGUCCUAUUGUCCAUACUCGACAAUCCAGGGCCCGGCAAACCCCUGAAUGCGAUAUCAUCACCCCAAGUCCAAUUCCAGACCUUAGGUGUUUCCUUCUUUCCACUUCCCAACCCCGGCAGGAACACUGACCACCAUCAGGCCUCAGCUCCCGUCACGCUCCUCUCCGCGAACACCCAGUACAACCAACCCACAAGUACCACCACCACCACCACCACCACCACCACACCUCUCCCCCCAAUGCCCCAAGAACCAAACACAAUGCCCUACCAAGAAUUCCCCGCCCACGAACGCGACCCCCUCCUAGGAGGCAUGCACAACCCCAACACCACCCCACCACCACCACCAACAACAACAACAACAAACACCCAACUGACCCGCCUGCACGCCCACCUCAGCACCCCGCUCACGCAGCGCUGGACGGACCUCGUCCUCCUGCUCUGCUACACAAUCACGGGCCUGCUCGACUCGACGGCGGUCUUCAUCUGGGGCUCGUUCGUCUCCAUGCAGACCGGCAACACCGUGUACGCGGGCCUCGGGCUGACGGGGCUCGACGCGACGGCGCGGUGGCAGAAGUCCCUGCUCUCGAUCGGCAGCUUCUGCGCGGGGAGUGUGCUUUUUGCCGGGAUUCACCGCCAUCGCCAUUUGGCCCGCAGUCGCGGGGCGCUGGCGCUCUCGUUCGCCCUCCAGACGGCGUGCAUCGCGGCCGCGGCGACGAUCACCAGCGUGUAUCGGCCCGCCAAGGCGGAGGACCGGCUGGAGUGGACGGUGGCCGUGCCGUUGGCGCUCGUGGCGCUACAGAGUAGCGGGCAGGCGGUCGCCAGUCGCGUGCUGGGGUUCUCGGCCUUGACCUCCGUCGUGCUGACGAGUAUCUACUGUGAUGUGUUUUCGGGGCCGGUGCUGCACCGGUUCGGCUGGGUGCAGGUGGUCAGGAAUCCCGAUGAGUGGCGGCGGGUGGGCGCGGUGGUGGGGUUGUUGUUGGGGGUCGUUAUCGGGGCCGCUUGGGCGAGGAGUGAGGCCGGGUUGGAGGGGGCGCUGUGGACCGCUGUUGGGUUGAAGGGGUUGAUUACGGUGACGUGGUUGUGGUGGAGGGGGGAGAAGGUUGGUGGACUGGAGGAGUAGGUUCUUUUGUGGUGGAGAUACAUCGGGGAAGUACGUGAGUUGGGGGGAUCCGGGGGGGUGGCUUGAUGGAAAGCGAAUAGAGACACGGACAUACAUACAAUCAGACCGGGGGUGAGGAUCAGCCUAGAGGGUCAAGAUACUCCAUGAUACAUGAGACAGUUUAAAAGCUGGAAAGUUCUGAUAAACAGUCAU
Messenger RNA from Aspergillus aculeatinus CBS 121060, 1492 nucleotides. RefSeq names its product YoaK family protein. NCBI's taxonomy places the organism in Eukaryota, Fungi, Ascomycota, Eurotiomycetes, Eurotiales, Aspergillaceae. The record is from RefSeq and is a predicted model, not a curated record. The coding region runs from base 419 to 1300 and encodes 293 amino acids. The transcript has a single exon.